Messenger RNA from Myxozyma melibiosi, 1568 nucleotides. RefSeq lists its product as uncharacterized. The coding region runs from base 70 to 1506 and encodes 478 amino acids. Gene Ontology annotation, biological process: ubiquitin-dependent protein catabolic process; protein deubiquitination. Gene Ontology annotation, molecular function: cysteine-type deubiquitinase activity. Gene Ontology annotation, cellular component: cytoplasm. The transcript has 3 exons. Lineage: Eukaryota; Fungi; Ascomycota; Lipomycetes; Lipomycetales; Lipomycetaceae. The record is from RefSeq and is a predicted model, not a curated record.
CCUAUCCUCUGCUAGCAGCCUAGAUGACUGAUGGAGUUCGCGUCAGUGAAGGCAGGCGCAGGGCAGUGAAUGGAGACGCGACUACGAAGGUCUGGCCGCGGGCAGGCGAAGAAGGACGACGCGCGGGAUCAGGACCGCGGGAAGAGGAAGCGCGACGAGCAGAUCAAGGCGAGCAAGAACGACGAGGACGAUGAACAGCAGCAGCUGCCUUCUUACGAUUAUCUUCCUCAGGAUCCCGAGUCAUUAAUGCGCGAGAAGACGCAGCACAGAAGAUGGUGCACUGUCGAGAGCGAUCCGGCGGUGUUUUCCCAGAUCCUCCAGGAGAUCGGGGUGCAGGGCGCAAAAGUAGCUGAGCUCUACUCUCUCGACAGUCAGGAACUGUCAAUUCUCCCUCAGGCUUACGGACUCAUCUUUCUCUUUCGGUGGGAGUCCCACGACGACGACGACACAGAACAUGCCUCCCCUUCAACCACAGUCACCAGAGACAGCACCGCAAAUACACCCUGGUUCGCAAGCCAAGUCGCAGACAACGCGUGCGCCUCGCUAGCCCUUCUAAACAUCAUCCUCAAUCUACCCGACAGCACCACAACUCCCACAGCAUCAAUCGACACAGGCGAAUACCUUCGCCUAUUCAAGUCCUUCACGGCAGACUUCAACUACGUGAAUCGCGGGCUCGCGCUCGCAAACUUUGACCGCUUGCGCUCGAUCCACAACAAGUUUGCGCGCGCGGUCGACGUCCGCUCUGCUGAUAUCGAUAUCUGUAGGGCGGCAGCCGAUGCGUCUGCGCGGGAAAAAAAGAAAACUAAAAAGAAGCGGAAGCGCGGUCGCCGUAAUGCUGACGAUAUCGACGACGACGAAGACGACGACAGCGACGACCAGUACGAGGACGAGGAAGCGUUCCACUUCAUCGGCUUUGUCCCGUUCGAAAACGCACUCUGGGAACUAGACGGUCUAACCGGCGCGCCGAAACAAAUCGGCAGCUCAGACAACUGGAUCGAGACUGCGAUCAGUCGCAUCCGGCACCGGAUCGAGCGGUAUGCCGCCGACGAAAUCAGGUUCAAUCUGAUGGCUGUCGUCAAGGACGCGCUUUACGAGCAUAGACGCGAGAUCCGCGCGCGGCACGCGAUUCUGCGGGAGGUUGAAGUUAGACUUGAGAAGGUGCUGGCUGGGGGCAAGUGGCAGGAACUGCUGACUGACGAGGCACAGCUGGCGAGGAGUUUUCGCGGACAGAUCGAUAUGGAGUUGGCGCUUGCGAUGACUGAUUCAGAGAGCGAGGAACUUGAAUUGGUCAGGAAGUUGUGUGAUGUUGAUGAGUUAGCUCGUCUACAUGACGAGAAAAGAAAAGCGUUGAUUGACGCGAUCAGCGAUGCGAGACCUGAGGAGAUAGCAAACGAAGACCGACAGAACUACGCGCUAAAGAAACAGUUUGAAUACUCCCCGUUCGUGCGCACGUUCAUCGCCGAACUGCGGAAGCACAACGAGAAUUUCAACGAGCUCAUGAGUUGACGCUACAUACUCCGAUAGAGAUAGACUAGUACUCAUAUAUAAUUUGCUUUUAUUUAUCCAGG